Orbicella faveolata is the source of this 631-nucleotide messenger RNA. Its product is annotated as cilia- and flagella- associated protein 210-like. Lineage: Eukaryota; Metazoa; Cnidaria; Anthozoa; Scleractinia; Merulinidae. The record is from RefSeq and is a predicted model, not a curated record. Gene Ontology annotation, cellular component: axonemal microtubule.
AGGCAAACUUCUGACCACUGCAAGAAGCAACUCCAACCAAGAUGGCGUCAAGAAUCAUGCAUGGUCGGCGAGAAGGCCAAACAAGAGAAAUGGGUGGAACAAAUAUAAGUGUCAUUCCUGAAGGAGUUGAUCCGCGAGAGGUAACAGUUCUCCAGCCAGAAGCAUGGAGGCGAAUACAAAAUAGUCUUUCACAUUAUAACGAAGAGCAAAUGCGAUUGCAAGCGAAGAGACAGGAAAGGGAAGAACUCCAUGCUCUGUCGAAGGAGUCGGUAAAACAUUGGGAAAAUACGAUCGAGGGACAAAGACUGAAGAAGCUACAAGCUCGGAAACUCAGAGAAGAGAAGGAGUAGGUAAGGAAAAAAAAACAAAUCUUAAAUGUGUAAAGCCACAGUUUACUUCAUGAUCUUGCUUUGCAACUGAGCUGUUUCUUUAGAAAAAGAUGAAAAAAAAAUCAGUUAUCUUUGCCAACAUUAAAGUCACCUACUUCAAAAUUUUGUGAAUACUCCGAUUCAUGUAAGAAAUCUCUAAUUAAUUUAAUGGCAAAAUAUGUAAAAGUAAAAAUACAUUGAGCGUCAGGACGUAGGGUUGAUACAGUCCCUCAGUAUGACCAUCACUCUUGGUUACUAAGAUU